AUGAAAACAUUUCAUCUGCUGUGUUUAUUUUCUUGUGUAACUCCAAGUUUCUCCACUCUACAUUCUCGGUUUAGUUUCUUCGAGAUUCUCACACCCUCCGAUAUCACGCUGCGCACUAAACGAGACUCAGACUCACGCAUUGAGAAAAAACACCUGCAGUUCUCAGCUCUGGGUCGGGCCUUCAACAUCCACCUUACCCCGGGGAGCCCGGUGGUCCACGGGGACCUGGAGGUUAAGCUGGUGGACCCGGGGGGUCGGGAGUUAAAGGUGCCGGUGGGGACAGAUCAUUUCUAUGUGGGGACGGUGGAGGGGCUGAGUGGUAGCGAGGUGGAUGCUUCCUAUGCUGGUGGGGUGUGGUCGGCACAUAUUGAGACCCCUUACGAUGUGUAUUUUAUUGAACCCGUGGCGAACUAUGAUCGGGUUGGUGGGAAGAAAAAUAUGAUCAUUUAUAGAAAGAGUGAUGUCCGUGUGUUCAAUGCAUCCUCAAACUCCGGACGUCCGUUUUGCAUGACCAACGGCUCUGAACAAAUUGUCAGGAGAACCAACGACCCCAGGCCUGUCCAAAACGUCAGCUGGUCAAGAUUUCCGGAUCUCCCUCCAGCAGAACCGGACCAUCGUAAAAACCAAACGUCGCCGGAUAGCGUCAACGCUACUGAGAGAUUAAAAGCUCGGCGGAGGCUGAGGUCCCACUACCCGAACACCUGCGACAUGCUGGUGGUAGUGGACGCCGUGACGUACAAAGGCCUGUGCAACGGGUCGGUGCACAUGUGCGCCAGCAAGGUCGUGUACUGGAUGCAGAUGGUGGACAGGAUCUACAAGAGCUCACAGUUCGGGGCGUUCAGCGGCAUGAGGGUCAAGGUCAAGGCUAUCCGGAUCAUGAAGGAGUUCACGAAGACGAACGGCAGCAUCGACUUCAACAUGGGGACGGAGCACCAGCUUUACUCCCACCAGCUGUUGGAGUCCUUGUCCAGGGUCAGUUGUCUCGGGGAGUACUGUCUCGUCCACUUGAUCACCCAGAGGGACAUCGGCCCGGGGGUGAUGGGGCAGGCGACCAUAGCCAAUGUACCCAAGGAAGGGGAGGAAGGUGAGGAGUUUUGGCACCAAGGAAUCUGUGCCACGUGCCACAACAUGGCUUUCUCCAAAGUCUACACAGAUGGCAAUUUUGUCUCGGACUCGAUGUACCUGGUCAUCCUGACCCACGAGAUCGCCCAUGGGUGGGGCGCCCAGCACGACCACUGGGACCAGGAGUGCUCCCCCGAUGACAUGCAGGGGGGCAAGUACAUCAUGUGGGACAGCUACAACGGUGCGGUGGGCGUCAACAAUUUGAGGUUCUCUCCCUGCACCUCCAGGAUGGUGGAGGAGGUGUUACAGCACAAGGCACACCUCUGUCUGCUACCGGAGCACGCCGUGGACUCCAUGUGUGGGAAUGGCGUGGUCGAGUACGCUGAGGAAUGCGACGACGGGAUGGAUCCGAACAGUAAAUGCUGUUGGCCAAACUGCAGGCUGAAGGAAGGCGCCAUCUGUUCACCACUCAACUAUCCUUGCUGCUCUGACGCUUGUCACGUGGCUCCCGUCUCGAAGACCUGCUACGGCGGACAGAACGUGACCUGCCACGAAACUUCCUACUGCGACGGGACGAGUUACCGCACCUGCCCACUGGGACCACCCCAAGCAGACGGCUCACCCUGCGCCAACCGCGGCACGUGCUACCAGGGCACGUGCAUCGGUUUCUGUGAAAGCCAGGGACUGGCGUCACAUCCUGUCAGACACCUGGUACCCUGCGACUGUGACUCGACCUCCCCCUGUCACCUCUGCUGUAGUGAUAAAUCCACGGAUAUCUGUUUCCCUUUCAUGGACUACUUCGAGGACGGCAAACCUUGCCAGGACGGGACAUGUCUUAACGGCAUGUGUGUGGGGGGUCUACACUCCUCCAGAAAGCUUCAACUCCCCGGUCCCCCCUCCCUCAUGUUUAUCCAUCGCUACCUCUUCUUUCUGACGUUUGGGGUCAGUACUUUCUUCUUCGUUGUUUGUAUCGGGUUUCAUUUGAUGAUGAAAAGUGCCGGAGAGAACCCGUAUAAGGAGCCAGAACCGGAGCUCCCGAGGAUAAUCGAGGCGCAUUAUGUAUGGGUGGAGCCGGAGAAGGUUGAGGAGACGGUGGAGACAUUGACACGGUCUUCAACAUCGGUGUAG
This is a messenger RNA of Physella acuta, 2190 nucleotides long. Its product is annotated as ADAM 17-like protease. Gene Ontology annotation, molecular function: metalloendopeptidase activity. The record is from RefSeq and is a predicted model, not a curated record. Gene Ontology annotation, biological process: membrane protein ectodomain proteolysis; Notch signaling pathway. Gene Ontology annotation, cellular component: plasma membrane. NCBI's taxonomy places the organism in Eukaryota, Metazoa, Mollusca, Gastropoda, Physidae.